Molecule: messenger RNA, 2313 nt
Organism: Phaedon cochleariae (mustard beetle)
Lineage: Eukaryota; Metazoa; Arthropoda; Insecta; Coleoptera; Chrysomelidae
Source: the annotation of a GenBank genome assembly
AUGCCCGUUCUGAGCCCGCAUCGUAGCUCGGCCUCAGGGCUCAGCGGUUCCUACAGAUCAGCCUUCAAUUCGUCAGCCCUGGAUAGGCCUUUCUUCGGGUCAUCCUACCAUCCUAGGACUUCCAGUUACAGUGAGAGGUACAUUUCACGAUCCUAUACUGACUCCACCGGACGUAGAAUAUAUUCAAGGUCCGGUUCCGUCACCGAGGACGGCAUCACCACAUCCAGAUUCAGGGAGGAUUCGAGAGAGCCGAGCCUGUCGAGAGACUCUUCCAUCAUCGGCUCGAUCCGAGAGAAUUCCGUGUCGGAUUACUCUUCCGCGCGCCGAGAGAGCUCGCUGACGAGAGGCGAUCAUCGCACCAAGGUGGUCGAUGUGAUCGAUUCGGUGGCCGAAUUGAGGAACAAAUAUUCGCCUGCCAAUUACGUGCCGGCUUGUUUGAGGAGGAACGAGAACGUGACCAGGUCCAAGUCCAUCAAUGAUAUUGGUUUGCCACCAAUCGAGUCGAAGACCACGAAGAAAAAGGUAACCGACCGAGUGGAGAGUGUGUACGCUAACAACAGUGUGUCGCAUCCUAACAAUACUAACACCGACUCAAACUCCAACGACGAGGACUACAAUGGAAAUCGAGAGUCGGUCGCGAAUUUGUGCAAAAAGUUCGACGAACGCCUGUCGAAAUCACCCGAAAAUAAUAAGAUUAUCAUCGACGUCAAAUUCAAGGCGUCAGAAUCGCCUGUCGGCGUCAAAGUAUCCAACGGAAAAGCCGUUAAAAAAUCGAGUAACACCGUUUCUACUAGUAAACACAAGUCAAAUUCAAAAUUGGAAGUGAACGGAGAAGGAAAUCAUGCAAAUGGGACAGAAAUCGAUAGGGAAGAGUUGAGUUCAGGAGCGGCCCCCUCCCGGAGCAAUUCCAGAGUGAACGAUUUCGCCUCUUACAUUUCGACGAGGGAUCUCCAAAAGGGGGAUGAAAAUAACUCGGAAUCGCAGGAUAAUAAUUCUAAAAAUGAUAUGGAUAAUAAGGAUAGUUACGUCGGAAAAAGUACACAGCUGAACGACGUAUCGACUUCCCCGAAACGCAACCGAUCCGUCGUAUCGCCAUCGGGCUCCUCUCUCACCAAUAAUUCCAUUUCGAGCUCAUUUCAGCAGCGCCGUUCCAGCGACAGAGACAGAGAUGGGUAUAAUAGGGCUUCGGGGGGCAGGGAGUAUUCGGACGAUGACAGCGGCGGCGAACGGAACAACUAUACUUACAACGCCACCGUCAGAUCGUCUCCCGUGAAGGUGUUAGGCCUGAACGGUUUGAAAAACAUCGGGAACACGUGCUUUAUGAACAGCGUCAUCCAAUGCCUGUCGCACACCAGAUGGCUGUUGGAGUAUCUGAGGAAGGACGCCUACAUCAGAGAUAUCAACACGACCAUAUCGAGCAUGAAGGGAGCCUUAAUCAAAGCGUUUGCGGCGGUGAUCCAAGAACUGUGGUCGGAAGAUUCCUCUGAUAGAGUCGUCAACACGGUGUCCCUCAAAAGUCAAAUCCAGAGGUUCGCGCCACGUUUUAUCGGUUAUGCGCAGCAGGAUGCGCAGGAAUUCUUGCGCUACCUGCUGGAAGGGCUGCACGAGGACGUGAAUCGGGUGGUGGAGAAGCCGAAACCGAUACUGACAGAGAUCGACGAAAAAUUGAGCGAUAACGAGAAAGCCCUAGAGUCGUGGUCUCGAUACCUGCGCAUGGACAAUUCGAAGAUCGUCGACCAUUUCGUGGGACAAUUGAAAUCGACUUUGCGCUGCACGUUGUGCGGCCAUUGUUCGGUCACUUUCGAUCCCUUUUGGGAUCUAUCGUUGCCCAUACCGCAACGGACGGGGCCCUUGAGGUUGGCGCAGUGUUUGGAUUCGUUCACCAGAGAGGAGACAUUGGACGGGGAAGAGAAACCGACCUGCUCCAAAUGCAAAGAGAGACGGAAAUGUACGAAGUCAUUAUCGAUACACAAAUUUCCCAAAGUUCUAGUCAUCCACCUGAAGCGGUUCUCGCCGACGGAGCGUUUCCGCGGCAAACUGAAUGUCACCGUCGACUUCCCGUUGGACGGGCUGGACAUGAGCUCCUAUGCCGCCGACGGGCAUGCGCCGUGCCGCUACAACUUGUACGCCAUCAGCAAUCACAGCGGCACCACGUACAGCGGCCACUAUACGGCCUACUGCCGGCAUCCCUAUUCGAACAACUGGCACGAGUAUAACGAUAGUCGUGUGUCGUCGAUAUCACCAAAAUCUCUGGUGAGUGGAGAAGCGUACGUCCUGUUUUAUCAGCAAGAAGGCUCUAAAUCCCAUUUGUGA